Messenger RNA from Drosophila willistoni, 1121 nucleotides. RefSeq names its product kunitz-type serine protease inhibitor Hg1. The transcript has 3 exons. Lineage: Eukaryota; Metazoa; Arthropoda; Insecta; Diptera; Drosophilidae. Gene Ontology annotation, molecular function: serine-type endopeptidase inhibitor activity. The coding region runs from base 7 to 384 and encodes 125 amino acids. The record is from RefSeq and is a predicted model, not a curated record.
AUUGGGAUGCGGCCACUUUGGACCAUUUUGGUGAUUUGCUCUCUCUGGAGUUUAAACGAGGCCGGCCAUAUCGACUAUGUAGGAGAUUAUAUUAUAAGAAAUGAGCUUUGUCUAUUCGUUCCUUCUUAUGGCGUAUGCAGGGGCAGAUUUCGAGCAUUUGGUUAUGAUUAUAGAUCAAAUCGUUGCAUAUUAUUUUUCUACAGCGGCUGUGGCGGUAAUGCGAAUCGAUUUCAAACUGAGAAUGAAUGUCGUAGACGUUGUCGAUAUGAUCAGGAAGAUGAGGGCACUGUACCCAAUUAUGAUUAUUCUAGUUCAAGUACAACCGAAGAUUAUUAUGAUCUACAACCCACAAUGGAAAUGGAGAACUAUCCAGAUCAUCGUUAAUACACACAUAUAAUUGAAUUGACAAAUAGGUAGAAUACCUUUUUCUCUUUUUUAUUGCGGGAAAUUUCCUUCAGCAAUCUUUCCGAGGGUCGAUAAUCAGCAGAAUAUCAAAACAUGAUACAUAUUCAUUCAUAUUCAACACUUGAUAUAUAUAUAAAUAGACAGUAAUUUCACAUUUUAUGAGGAAUACAAAAUUGGGGGAGUUGAGAUAUGUAGGUUAGUCCUCUCUAUGUGGAAGGUCCAGGGUAUGGUGGUUAAUUUGGCUAUCCAGUCGGUCCAAGUACGCUCUUGUCAUCAUAGCGAUCUCAUCCUCCACCAAUGGGAUUCUUAGUACCGUGUGGAUCUCUGAAUUUAACUGGUUGCCAUUUGUCACAAUUCUUUUGAGCGUUUUGUUUUGGAAUCGAUCUAUUAUUUCCCUGCAGUGCACUAGAUCGGAAAUCCAUUGGUUCAUACUGGUCUAAGAAUGGUCUUACAUAUCAGAGUUUUAGGGUUGAUUUGCAUUCCACCAUCCAGAGGAACUUCUCCAAUCUUGUGUCCAGUAUUUUCUUCUUAUCUAUGAUGUCAGAUCUCUAAGUAAGCCACUUAUUUUCAUUUAGGUAUUUUUAUUGAUUUAGAACUUAACACUCUAAAUAUUUAAUAAUGAUAAUAUUAAUACUAAAGAACACCCAAAAUUAAGAACAGAAUUAAGAAAGCUAUUGUAAAUUUUUAAUGCUAAUUAAAAGCCUUAAAACUGCCAA